AUGCUAGAAGUAUUGCUACCGCGUAAGUUCUUCCUUUCUUACAAAAGCGUUGGUUUCAAGAACAUCACAACCAUCGAAGAUUUGCGUGUGAUGUUCCCGGAUUUGGAUUGUCUUGAUUUCUCUCGUAAGAGUCUCGAUGGAACUGUGCUUGCAGUUCGUCGGCAACACUUUCUUCCAAUCGAAGCCAAAGUGCGAUCUUCUAUAUGUUCUGGAACAUAUGUGAUAAGACGAGCUCAGAAAAUUUCAGCCGUCGUUAUGUUGGGCGAGCCAGUCGGAUGGGAGUCGGCUCUUCAGUUGUUGAUAGACGUUUUGCUCACCAGUGGAAAAAUGGUCAACUUCACACGUGGGUUAGCUAACUAUCCAGCUCAGAUUCCAGUUAUAGCCUGCAAUGCGGAUUUAGUCUGGAUGGCUGAAAGAUCUGAGUUGCCUCGGAUUGGACAUGGAAUUUUCAUUCAUUGCUUAGAGACCCUGUACGAAAAGCUGACAGGAAGGCGAAUGCACUAUGAAGCAGUACUGGGGAAACCGACAGAGAUUAGUUACUUGCAUGCGGCUCACGUAGCUCAGCGUCAUGCUAAUGAGAUGAAGAUGGAUGCUAUCAAGACACUUUAUAUCAUUGGUGAUAACCCUAUGUCUGACGUGCUAGGCGCAAAAUUGUUCGAUCGUUACCUUCGACAUGGUGGUCGUGGGCGAUUUGACCAUGUGGAUCUCGACCUUCUGGAUCAGGAGGAAAAUGAUGCCCCCACUAUUCGAACCAGGCACGUAGUCGACAGAUGCAUGUCGAUACUAGUGGAGACUGGGGUCUAUAAAGGUGAGAGCCGUCAGGAUCCAUCAUGA
Messenger RNA from Cooperia oncophora, 834 nucleotides. Lineage: Eukaryota; Metazoa; Nematoda; Chromadorea; Rhabditida; Trichostrongylidae. The record is from the annotation of a GenBank genome assembly.